AUGAGUCAAGCAAGUAAUGAUGAUAUUACUAGUAAGCCCACUUCUAGUCGAGAUGCAACUUCUGCAAGUGACAUGGACUCAUUAGAUGCUUUCUUUUCAUGGAAUUCUUCUACUAGUGAAGUUUUUGUAAAAAAUGAAUUAGAAAGGUACUUAGAGGAAAGCACUUUACCCCAGAUUCAUGAGUUUGAUGUGUUAGUUUGGUGGAAGUUAAAUGGGGUUAAGUAUCCUACAUUGUGUUUGAUUGCAAAAGGCAUAUUAUCCAUUCCUAUAUCCACUAUUGAUUCAGAGUCUUCUUUUUCUACAAGUGGUAGAAUCGUUGGUCCACAUAGGAGUAGACUUCUUCCGUCAACAAUUGAAGUUAUCAUAUGCACUCAAAAUUGGCUAUGGGCGGGUAAAAAAGGUUGUGUUAUUGAUGGUGAUGCUUUACAUUCCAAUGAAGACAACGAAGGAAUUGAGGGAGUAUAUUCAAAUGUCAAUGGAUGA
Molecule: messenger RNA, 483 nt
Organism: Lactuca virosa
Lineage: Eukaryota; Viridiplantae; Streptophyta; Magnoliopsida; Asterales; Asteraceae
Source: the annotation of a GenBank genome assembly